AGCGUGGGAAAGUUGUCCAUGGUGAAUGUGCCACGUCUGCUAGGAAAGGGGGAGUCAUGACUUGCCAGAGGCUGUUGUCUUUAAGUCUUCAACUACUUUCUUAACUCUAUGAGGUCGGGGGCCCUUUCUGUGUUUUUGUAGCAACUUCUUUCCUGCCCUGGCAACAUGAGGCUUUUCUUGUGGAAUGCAGUCCUGACACUGUUAGUAACUUGUUUGAGUGGGGCUCUCAUCCCAGAACCAGAAGUGAAGAUUGAAGUUCUCCAGAAGCCGUUUAUCUGCCAUCGCAAGACCAAAGGAGGGGAUUUGAUGUUGGUCCACUAUGAAGGCUACUUAGAAAAGGACGGCUCCUUAUUUCACUCCACUCACAAACAUAACAAUGGUCAGCCUGUUUGGUUCACCCUGGGCAUCCUGGAGGCUCUCAAAGGUUGGGACCAGGGCUUGAAGGGAAUGUGUGUAGGAGAGAAGAGAAAGCUCACCAUUCCUCCUGCCUUGGGCUAUGGAAAAGAAGGAAAAGGUAAAAUUCCCCCAGAGAGUACACUGAUAUUCAACAUUGAUCUCCUGGAGAUUCGAAAUGGACCAAGAUCCCAUGAGUCAUUCCAAGAAAUGGAUCUUAAUGAUGACUGGAAACUCUCUAAAAAUGAGGUUAAAGUGUAUUUAAAGAAGGAGUUUGAAAAGCACGGUGCAGUGGUGAAUGAAAGUCAUCAUGAUGUUUUGGUAGAGGAUAUUUUUGAUAAAGAAGAUGAAGACAAAGAUGGAUUUAUAUCUGCCAGAGAAUUUACAUAUAAACACGAUGAAUUAUAGACACACGUCUCCCAUUUUACAUGGCAUCCAUCCUUAAAAGCAAGGGCAGUCAUCCUGAAAGAAAGUCUUAUUUGUUAACUAUGUUCCGUUCAUGCUUUGUUUUAUUUUUAUAUAUUUUUCUGAAUAUUAUUUGAGGAAUCCCUUAGGGCUUCUAAGUACAUUUAUUUCUGGUAAGUUAUUGGGAAUAAAAAGUUGAUCUGUUUUUGAAGAGAAGACUUCUGGGCCAUUUUUCACUUUCACAUGUGAAGCCAUAUGUUUUACUUGCAUACAUGUAAUUUUAAAAUAUUGCAACCAGGAGCGUGCCCAACAUAAGAACAGGUUAUAGCACAGAUCAGCACCCUCUAUUUCUUUUUCCUUCAUCUCCAAGUUAGAUGCUGAUAUUUGAAAAGCCUUUAGCAAUAACCCAAGGCUUAUUAUUUUCAUGUUGUAAUGAAACAGUGUGCCUGUUACUGCUUUUAAGUCUCUGCUUGAGGAAAACAGGAAAAUGGUUGUUGAGCUCUACUUCUAAGUUACUGCUUUACUGUGGAGAUGUGCAAUGCUGAAGUGAGUAACAAAAUUCAUAAUUUAUAAAUGUUUACAUUGAAAUAUUCUGCUUGGGAUUUAAGCUACAUAACUAGCAAUGAAUGACCUACCAUGAUUAACAGAACAAAUUAUUUAUGUGUUUAUUUCUUCAUAAUAAAAUGUGUCAAAAUAUUGCAAACGAGGUGAAGAGUUGGAUUGAGUCACUGUUUACUUUUUAAGGCUAGCAGAUCACCCUUCCUCAUUCUUUAAUUGAUAAAUGUCUAUAACUGAUGUGUUAUACUACAGUAACAUUAUCUUAUAAGAGAAAUUAAUGAUACAAUAAAAAAUUUCCCAUUUCUGCCUCAUCAAAAAAAAUGAGGCAGACCCAGAGCAGCUAUUUUUUUUUUAAUUUUUAUUGAAGAAUAGUUGCUUUACAAUGUUGUGUUAGUUCACAGCAGCUACCUUUGAAUAGAGGUCUGUCCAGAGUCAAAAGUUGAUGAUUUUAUAAUUUUAUCUUAAAUUGGAAUUCUUCCUUAAUACUUUUUAAAAAUACCCAAACCUCAUUUGCUAAAAGUUUACAAAGUGAUCUCAAGGGCAUCAUUGUCUGAUUCUCACUAAGUCUAUGAAAAAAAGAGAUCUUACUGUACCUAUUUUAUAAAUGAGGACGUUGUCAUUCAGAGAGAUUGAUUGUUGUGCCCAAGGUCAAUCAAUAACUGACUUGUAGACCCAGACUUCAGUCCCCAAGUUAAGUAUCUUUCUACUGCCCUCUAGUAUUGAAAAGGAGUCUCUUCAGUUUGCUCUCCUAGUAGUCAACUCUUUUUUGUCCUUGGAUCCUUAUCCUUUUAAGAUAGUUAACUGGCCGUAUAUGGCGCUUUUGAAUUCCCAUGAUCCAGAAAUGUCUCUGGUCUCAUUGAAUAAUCUUAGGGUGAGCACUGAAUUGCCUCAAAAACCCUAGGGGUGAGAGGGUCCAGGUGUGUGUCUUAAUCCUUUCAUUCCUGUUUACCUCUGGGUGGUUUGUAUGUUAUUUUAAUACUUAUGAACAAUUACUACAUCAUAUGUGGACUACUUUCACCGAUUAUAUAUUGACAUUUUCAUCACUAAAACAGGAAGUUCUUGGGAAGAACAUAAAUAACACCUUUCUCUGAUGAAGUCACCUAUAUUUAGAAAACUGUUGUCACUGCUGUUUUCCUCAACUUGAAGGAAAAUACAGAAAAUACACAAUACAGAAAGCUUUGCACUGUAUUAUUGAGGGAAAGAAAGUAGCUUGUCAUCCCGUGCUAUAUUGUAUAAACAUUACUGGUGAUGCUAUCUAUGGUGGAGGAGGAAAGGGAAAAGAAUUUUGGUUAUUCAGGGAGCAUAUCAUUUAUCUUGUAUGAAUUUGGAUCAAUUUCCACCUAAAUAUUUAGGUACAAGUAUGAAAUGACAGCAUAUAAAUAGGUUAUGGUUGUUUUUACAUUAUCUGCCUGUUUAGUGUAGCAGCAGCUUUGCACGUUUUCAUUCGUAAGAACAAUCAGACAUGAACUGUGACUCCACUUGUAUAUAAUUUGCCUCAGUAAUACUGAUAAGAUGUGUUAUAUUUAAAUUUCUACAACUCUGUUGUGGUAUUCUUUUCAAAAUAAAGUUUACUUGGGAAAUAA
Messenger RNA from Dama dama (fallow deer), 2939 nucleotides. It is a transcript of the gene FKBP14, whose product is annotated as FKBP prolyl isomerase 14. NCBI's taxonomy places the organism in Eukaryota, Metazoa, Chordata, Mammalia, Artiodactyla, Cervidae. The record is from RefSeq and is a predicted model, not a curated record. Gene Ontology annotation, molecular function: peptidyl-prolyl cis-trans isomerase activity; calcium ion binding. Bases 166 to 801 code for a protein of 211 amino acids. The transcript is spliced from 4 exons.